Molecule: messenger RNA, 6943 nt
Organism: Phoenix dactylifera (date palm)
Lineage: Eukaryota; Viridiplantae; Streptophyta; Magnoliopsida; Arecales; Arecaceae
Source: RefSeq, a predicted model, not a curated record
CGUUUCGUUGGUGCGCUGAGUUGUCGACUGGUAUUAAUCCUCUCCCUUUCCGAUUAUGAUUGCAUGAGUGGCCACUUGGAUGUUUACGAGGUAGACGUGGCCGGUUGGAUACUUACAGGGAAAACGUGGCCGCUUAAAUCGUCCUCGCGGAGCAUCGGAGAUCCGCUUGGAAUAAAAGCCCUAGCGCGAGCCUCCGGCCACCGCCUUUACCCCUCGCCGCUCGCCCCCCGACGCCCCCCACCCCGCCCCGGCAACCCAACCUCCCGCGAUGUCGUCCGCCGAGCAGCCCCCAAAGAAGCGCAAGCACUACGACGCCUUCUCGGAGCCUCCGAACCCUCCCCCCAACCAGAGCUUCGCCUCUCCGCCCCCUCCUUCUCCCGCUCCUCCUCCGCCAGUGGCGCCGCCGCCUCCCCCCUCUCAGGAGGAGAUCCUCCGGAAGAGGAGGAAUAGGGAGGAGAUACGGAACCUAUACGAGUGCUAUCGCCGGAUCACGUUCUGCGUCGCCCAGAAGGACCCCCGUCUCAUGCCCGACCUCGAACAGGCCUAUCUCUCUCUCAUCACCGCCUCUCGAGGUUGCACAAGUGUACAACGUAUUGUAGCCGAGCUUAUUCCUCGAUAUGCUUCAUACUGCCCUACUGCUCUUGAAGCAGCAGUUAAAGUGUCCAUCAAUAUGUAUAAUUGGAGCUUAGCUAUAAUAAUGAGAGGAGAGGAUGUAGAUGGGGUGGCAUUCCAGAUUUCUAAGGCCUGCAUUUUUGGGUUAGUUGAUAUAUGUUGCACGGCAUCAUAUGAGGCACCGACGUCAUCUGUUAUCCGGGGCAUCUGCAAUGCUGUUUUCCUAAAUGUCCUUUCCUUUUUCACUUCAACUUUCGAGGGCAAGGAUAUCUAUCCAAUAGGUAGUAAGGAAAUUCUAAAACUGCAAGAACCGAUGGAGUUCUUUUAUGAGCUGAAGCAGGAGCAAACAGAUGACAAAGAACCUGCUUUACAUAAAUUAUUUGAACUUCGAGCACUUAGCUUGCUCUGCAUAUUUUUUUCUUUUCCAAAGAAUUUACUUGCAGCUUGUUUUGAGCUCUUUGUUUCUGGUAAAACUGAUGUUGUCAUUCAUCAAAGAGGGCAGUAUUUUCUAAGGCAGGUGACAAGACAUCUGAAUGUUGGUGAGACGAAUCAUGAUUUGGAGAAGACAAUCGAUGGGACUUUACUAUGCGCAGAUUCAGCAGAGCCUGGCACAAAUUUCAAUGCAAAACCUGUAGCAAAUGAGAAUACCAUACCAGAAAAAUCAUUGCAACAAUCUAACAGCUCUUUUAUGGGAAUGGCAAUUAAUAGGGAUUCAUCCUUGAGAAGUUGGAUUCUUUUGAGGUAUAAAAAACUAAGUGAAUCACUUACACAGCAAGCUAUUUCAGAAAUAUCAUUCUCUUUGGAAAAAGUUUUGGGUUCUUUGUCAGAACAAGUCAGAGAAGUAGACAGUGAAGAGAAUGAUGAGGAUAGUUUUGAUCCAUCAAAAUAUAUCAACCAUCCAUAUUUGAUCCAUAAGAUCCAGCAUGAUAACCAUGUUGAUGUGUCGAAGAGGGGCCAUUCUUGGAGAAUGCAUGAAGCAUCCAUUCUUGAUGCGCUUCCCAAGAAUAAUGAUUCUGCUGAAAAAAGUGCAGGUCAAAAUGCGAAGCCUCUCCACUCGGUGUUUCCACAUGAGAUUAACAUACAGUCAGUAGGUGAAAAUUCUACUAAUGAAGGUGAAAGGGUGGCCCCUCCAAGUACUUUGGAGAUGGGAAGCCAUGAAGACAUAUGCCUGGAGAAAAUCUCUGCUCCAAAGGAAUCAACGACCAAUCAGUUUCUUCGUUCAGGCAUCAGGAAGCAGCUGGAUCUCCGAAAUGAUGAUUGUAGGGAGGAAAGCCAUGUUGGGAACCAAAGUUUGGAUAUUGAUCUUGGGAUGCCAGCAAGUCCUGGAGGUGAAGCUGGAAUUUUGCCAUCUCCUAAACAAAAUUUAGUUGUACAAAAUCAUGUCUCCAAUCAAUAUCUUUUGCACUAUGAUGGGGAUCCUCCAGCUCUGGAUGUGUUCUCAGCUUCUAAGCAACUGUGGUUAGGUUCACUCGGCCGUGAUGCUUCUGAAACAUUAGUUAGGUUGCAGUUCGAGGAUUUUGGUCCCUUAGAUAAUUUUUCAUUUUUACCUGGGAAAGAUUUUGCUUUGCUUGAAUACAGAAACAUACUGGAUGCUGUGAAGGCACGUGAGUAUAUGCAGGGUUCCUCUUUAUGGGGUGGCUGCCUUCAUAUUAAAUUUUUGGACCAAGGAUUAGGUAGCAGAGUUGUUAAUGGUACAGCUAUCGGUGACAGCUGUCAUGUUUAUAUUGGGAAAGUGUUAACUCAGUGGGCGAAAGAUGAGAUAAUGCAUCAGUUGAUGGCAUUGGGAUUGAGGAACCUUCAUGUGGUUGCUGAUCUUGCAAGUGAGCAUGGUUUGCUGUUGGAGUUUGGGACUGCAGAAGAAGCGGCUCAUGCAAUUGUGCACAUCAGGUAUCAGCGUAGGGAGAGUGGGUCUCAUUUGUACCCAAAUAAAGGCUUAACACUGAAUGCAUGUACAGGGGAUAAGUUUGUUUCUGGCUCUCAGCUUUUUGUGAGGCAAAUAGAUGCGUCUGUCCCUGAUGUAGAAUUAGUCAAUGCAUUUUCAAGAUUUGGAGAGGUUACUGGUUGGCAUUUUGAUAGACCGAGUGGCAGCUGCUAUAUAGAUUUCCGAUCAUAUGAAGCUGCAGAUCUUGCAAAGUCCCAUUUGCAUGGUGCAAGGUUUGGGCCUACAGCAAUUCAUGUUGAAUUUAGGAAAGAUAGCUUUACUGACAGCAACAGGAUCAGAAUAUCUCAGUUAUCUUCUUUAUUUUCAUCUCUUUGUGCUAAAUACAAAAUUAAUCAGAGUACAAGUUUCUCUGAUAGUCAUAAAUUAAAGAAAUGUUAUCCAUCUGCCAUGAGAGAUGAAAAACCAACUAGCACCCUUUGGAUUGGUUUACCAGAUAUUACUUCACCAAUCUUUACAGAUGAUGAUUUGAUGGCAUUGUGCAAUGUUGCUGUUGGAAAUCUUGGGUCUGUAGUUGGAUUGGCACGAGCAGGAAUGCAAAGUUCUAGCUGGUUUGUUGAGUUCAGCAGUGUGGAUGCCGCAGCUACAGCUUUAAAAAAUAUCCGGAAUUGUCCAGGCAUCUUCCUUCAAAUUGAGUUCAGGAACUCCAAAGCUGGCUUUUAUCAUGAUGAACGACAACCAACUCCAAGGAAAUUGAAUGCUUCAGGAUACUUUUCAUCCCAGGGGGAACUCUGCUCUGCUGGUUUGGAAGGUAAAUCAGGGAACCCCUGUGCUGGUCCUUUCACAAUUAAACCUGAUAGUGGCAUCCAUGAACUUGUAUCCCCAAGAGUAAAUGUGGAAAAGCUUGGCACUCAAGUACAGAGUGGGCAAGCAUUUCAGUCGAACUGGACUGUUACAGGCAAUGCAGACACGCUGGAAGUCGGGUCAAGAAAGGUAGAUGAUUUUGGCAGCAGUGUGCCGAUGGAUUUAUCAUUUGUUGGUCCUUCCACUUCUCAUGCUGGUGAACAAAUCUGGCAGUACAAGAAGCAGGAGAUAGAGCCACAAAUAUUGGCACAGGGAAGCUUACCAUGCCCACCCAUGGCUUCGCAUGGCGUCUCUAUAAGACCACCACCAAUUCAAACAACAUCUUUUGUUCGUCCUUUUUAUCAUACUCCAAGCAAUUCCUGGGACAAUUCUGGUCUAAAUGCUCUGAAUCAAAUUUCUGCUGGCAUGAUGCCUAACGACAAUCGUCAUGUUAAUGCACGCCCUGCUGUUCCUUUUAUACCUUCUUCUAUAACUCCACUUUCACAGCUGCCUGGAGGUCCCAUUCAACGUUUUGACCAAGUGGUUACCGUUCCAGGUUUACCAAGUGUAGCUCCCCCACCUCCUCCAGCUCCUGAUGUGCCACCUCCAUUACCUUCUCCACCUCCAUUACCUCUUUCUCAGCCUCCCUCCAUUCCACCCCCUCCAACUUCUCCUCCACCACAUCAACUUGCUGCCGAAUUUUCCAAGUUGCAAACAGGUAUGCCAUGUCUACAUCAUCAAUGGCAAGGUGCUCUUUCAAAAAGUGGGGUUCACUACUGUAUGGUAUAUGCAACUAGAGAGGACUCUGUUGCUUGCAAAUAUUCAAAUGUUCUAUCUGAACCAGCUGACUGGCCUUCUAGAUUAGAUGUAACAAAACGGACAGACUUUCGGCAUGUGAAAACAACCUUUGCUAACACUCCUCCUAGUAAAAGAGAGGUUUGUCGGUUGCUACCCUCUACCUCAGGCGACCACAAAGGCCCUGUCUAGUAAAGAACCAGUUGGAAUGAAUUGGAAUGCUAAAGUAUUUUGCCUAAGACUGAGCUAAUGCAUGUUCUAGAUUCAAAAUCUUGUACCUUUCUUGUACUGGUCAGUGUUGACGUGCUUGAGCAUUAAUUUGCUAGCUAGUUUUGGAGAAUGCUUUAUGUGCUCUCAUAAGGGGGAUGAAUAUAUAACUUAAACAGAGUAGCUUGUGCUUUGGUUUUCUGUGUCAGUUUUUUCUGUCUUACCUUUAUCAGCCUGCAUAAAUACUAUUUUAUUAUUUGUGUUAUCUUUUUUGGCUGAUUUUUUUUUGCGAUGGAAUUAUUAUUUGUGUUACCAAGUAAUGAAUGCAACAUUUCUUAACUAGCUGGGUCGUUAAAAAUAAAUUUAGAUUGGAGACAAGCUUUAGUACAAGAAUCUGUCAAGAAGCCUGUAAGCUAGACAAUGGAAGGCAUAUUGUUGGGAAAAAUGGUCCAACGAUGGAGGUGCCAAUUUUGUGCAAAGCCAGCUUUUGGUAAUUUAAGCAUAAUCUAGCCACUCAAUGCUGUCAGGUUAGUGGCGAGGAUAGUGAAAGAACAACUAGUUAAGCAGUUGUAUAUCUCCUUUGUUAUUGUAGGUGUCAAUUUUGUGCAAAGCCAGCUUUUAGUAAUUUAAGUAGAAUCUAGCCACUCAAUGCUGUCAGGUUAGUGGCGAGGAUAGUGAAAGGACAACUAGCUAAGCAGUUGUAUAUCUCCUUCGUCAUUGUGGGAUGCUUCCCCUCGACACUCAAUGGGAAAUAUAUUGCAUAAUUUUCAAAAGGUGACCUCUUUAAGAAAGAUAAUUAAUCUUGUAGUAUAAGAUCAAUUAACGAACAUUUUUAGCCAUAAGAUCAAUUAACGAACAUUUGUAGCACAUGACAUGCUAAAAUGAAGGCUUCAUUAUUGCGAAGUGCCUUUGAUUGCAAUGCUUUUGACUUCUGAUGGAGCAUCCUCAAGUCUAAUCCCAUCGAUAAGAGUUGCUUUGGAUUCUCAAGAUAAUACUUAUGUAAAUGGCAGGGUCGGCGGAACUAUCCUGAAUUGGGCGGUUUUGGCCGUCCCGAGCCGUACCGGUGGCAUCGGUACGGUUCCGACAACAGAUACGAAACCUGUUGCCGAAGCCGAAGAAAGAGAAAGAAAUAGAGCGAGCGGGGGAGGGAGGGUGAGGGAGAGGGCGGGACGCCGACGGAGGAUUGUUGGAGGCCCAUAGAGGCCGGCCUUGGCUGCGGGAAACGAGACUAUGGCCGCUCCUUUGUUUCGAGCGACACAGGUGUCCGGCCGCGACCUCGCUUCUCGUGGCCUCGGCCAACCGUCUACCAGGCUCCCUCCCUCUCCUCUUCUUUUCUCUCUCUCUCUUUUCCUCUCUCCCACGGUUUGCAUGCCAAUAAAUAAAGUCCUUUGAAGUAUAUUGCGACAUUUCAUAUUUUUUAAUAAUUAAUUCUUUCUUAAGAAAUCAAUCCUUUUUCCUUUGAUAAAAAAAUGAAUAUACUUCAUUUUAUUUUUUAAAAAAAUUGUUAUUUAAAAUAUCUAAAAAAUUGAUAACUUCUACAUAUUUCUACAUUUAUAUAUAAUUUUUUAUUUUUCUUACAAGUUCUUUAAAAAAUAAAUAGUUCAUGAUUAUUUUUUAUUUAUAUUGGAAUAAAAGAGUAAUGUUGGCUUUUAAUGCAAAAAUUUAUCAAUAUUUUUAUGUUAUAUAAUUAUUAAGUGAUUUUUAAUACAAACCCGAUCGGAUUAAUGACCUAGACUCUCAUUUGGAUUAGUCUCCUUAUAGGCUUGAUAACUAUGCUUUAUAGUGUAUUUUGUCACUAUCUUUUACGAUUAUGUCAGUUAUGUUAGAUUUUUAAUACAAACAUGAUCGGACCAAUGACCCACAUCCUUGUUCAGGUUAGUCUCCUUGAAGGUUUAAUGACUGUGUUUUAUACCCUUACCUAGUUACCCUUGCAUUGCGUGCAAUUAAAUAGUGUAUUUAUCCUCAUCAUGUUUGAUAAAUCAUUUAUGUUAGAUUUUAUUAUUGAAUUUCGUUCAAAAUCUGAUAUAUAUCUAAUAAAAUGUAAUUUAUAUCCAUAUUUGGGAGGGUGAGCCUCGAGCAACGGUAACGUUGCUCCAUUAUGACUUGGAGAUUAUGGCUUUGAAACAUGGAAACAAUCUCUCAACAUACAUAGGUAAGGUUGCAUACAUUUGAUCCUUUUCAAGCCCUGCAGUAGUGGGUGCCUCUUACAUUGGGCCACCAUUUAUUUUAUCCUUAUUAGGAUAGAAAAUAUGGAUAUAAUUGAUAUCCAACUUGUAUCUGUAAUUAUUCAGAAUAAAUAUGAAAAUGCUUAAUAUCCGAUUUGCAUCUAUAUUUGUAUAGAAUAAAUAUGGAUACUAAUUAUGCUAUUUCUUUUAAUAUUUGUAUGCAUAUUCACAUCCACUAAAAGAAUAUGGAUAUGGAUAUGGAUAUAUCGUUAUUUGAACUGUAUGUAGUCUGCUUUUAGCUCUACCACCUAGGCACUUCAACUUUUAGGAAUCUCAAAUUCCUAGGCAAGGUUGUUUGCCUAGACAUGUAUGUUGGGGGUCUAGGCAUGCACUGGGUACUUAGGGGUGUAACCUAGUGCUAUAGCUACUUUGAUUGUAUUUA